Messenger RNA from Erythranthe guttata (spotted monkey flower), 3846 nucleotides. The record is from RefSeq and is a predicted model, not a curated record. NCBI's taxonomy places the organism in Eukaryota, Viridiplantae, Streptophyta, Magnoliopsida, Lamiales, Phrymaceae.
AUGAUAGCGGAAGCUUCUACUCGCGCCGCCACGGAGGCCGUAACUCAAUAUAUCGCCACGAUGGGAGCAAACGCUCCCAAUGCGAUACCAGCACAAGCUCCACCUAUAGCACCACCAGUGGCCCCACCGCCGAUCCAGAAUCAAAUAAGCGUCUCUUCCUCUACGUCGGACCCACGGUCCCGAGUGCAGCUAUCUACUAAUCACAGAGGAGCACAGCCUAGACAACAACGUCGGCGCUCACCCCUACGGGGGAAUGCAUCGCCACCAAGAAUCCCUCUCUUUAAUGAGGGAGAAGGCGAGGUAAACAGCCGAGUGUCUCGCCAAAACCUUUUCUCCCAACCAAAUAAUCAAAUGGGUGAGAGGAUGCCUCUCCCAGCAAGACGCAGUCCCUUCACCAUAGAGAUCCUCAACGAGGUAUUACCUCAAGGAGUAAAGAUCUCGGGGUUACCUCAAUUUGAAGGGACCACCGACCCACAGGAACAUAUUGAGAAAUUCAGUGCCAUGGCGGAUUUAUACGGCCCGACGGAUGCGGCGAUGUGCAAGAUGUUCCGCACCACUCUCUCCAAGAGGGCAAUGAAUUGGUUCAACUCCCUACCCAUAGGGUCCAUUGACACCUUCGCUCGGUUGUCGACCCGAUUCACCAACCAAUUCGCCAUCAACAAACAAUACGCCAAGACCCCAGCUCAUCUUUUCUCUGUAGUGCAGAGAGACAACGAAACACUCCGCAACUACAUCAAACGUUUCGUAGAAGCCGUCCAUGAAGUCCCCAGUGUGGGGCAAGACAUGCUCUCAGGGAUUAUGCAACAGAACUUGAAACCGGGUAGAUUCAAGGAAUCUAUUGCCGGAAGACCACCAGGCAACCUAGAGGAGUUGUUAAACCGAGCCGAAAAGUACGUCAGGAUAGAGGAAGCUUCCACCCACGCUCCCCCUAAAAGGAAAAGGGAAGAUGACCGUCAGGACAAUAGGAGGCGUGAUGACCGACGUCCACCACUUCCACCUCCAAGCCAACCCUCCUCUUCCUACAAUAGGUUCACUCCGUUAAACGCUCGCCUCACUGAAAUCCUUCACGUGAUAGAACAGAGAGGUUUAGCGGAGCCUCCACGUCCUAUGCAGCCUAAUGCAAAGCGAGAAAAAUCGGAUCGCUAUUGUCGAUUCCAUAAAGACAAAGGGCAUACUACGGAGGAAUGUGCACAACUUAAAAUGGCGAUUGAGAGGCUGAUCAAACAGGGCCAUUUAGGCGAAUACGUCGACAAGAGGAUGAAGCCAGUCAAACAGAGGAAACGAACGUUUGGACCCGAACGCAACAAGCAUAUCAAGGCAGAAGUGGCUAAACUUCUAGACGCGGGUCAUAUACGACCAGUUCAGUAUCCUGAAUGGUUGUCGAACGUGGUACUCGUUCCCAAACCUGGGGGAAAGUGGAGGUUAUGCGUGGAUUUCACUGACCUCAACAAAGCUUGUCCCAAGGACCCAUUUCCUCUACCCAGAAUCGAUCAACUCAUCGAUUCGACCUCGGGGUGUGAGCUCCUCAGCUUCCUCGAUGCAUACCAAGGAUAUAACCAGAUCUUACUCGCGCCAGAGGAUCAAGAGAGGGCUAGUUUCAUCACUGACCAAGGCAUCUACUGCUAUCAAGUCAUGCCCUUUGGAUUAAAAAACGCAGGAGCCACAUACCAACGUCUAGUGAACACAAUGUUCGCAGAUCAGAUCGGUAAAAAUAUGGAGGUGUACAUCGACGACAUGCUCGUCAAAAGUGUCAAAACCUCAGAUCACCUAACCGAUCUGGAUCAGUGCUUCGCUACCUUGCGAAAACUCAAAAUGAAACUCAACCCCCUCAAAUGCUCGUUCGGAGUUCGAGGUGGUAAAUUUUUGGGAUACAUGAUUUCACAGCGAGGAAUCGAAGCUAAUCCCGCAAAAAUCGAAGCAAUUACCUCCAUGCCUCCACCAACAUCCAUCAAAAAAGUCCAACAGCUUAACGGUUGUUUGGCAUCUUUGAAUAGAUUCAUUUCUCGAUCAGCGGACAAGGCCCUACCCUUCUUCAAAAUCUUAAGGGGAGGAAAGAAAUUUGAGUGGGAUGAGGCAUGUCAAAAGGCAUUCACAGAGCUAAAGUCGUACCUAGCAUCCCCACCCCUACUCACAAAACCUCACCCAGGAGACACCCUCCUACUGUACUUAGCUACCUCAGCUAAUGCCAUCAGCGCAGUCCUCAUCCGAGAUGGAGGAAAAGGCCACCAACCCAUAUACUACAUAAGUCGCGCCCUCCAAGGAGCCGAACAACGCUACACCAACAUGGAGAAACUCGCUCUCGCCCUCAUCAACGCAGCUCGGAAGCUUCGACCUUACUUCCAGUCGCAUCAAGUGGUGGUUCUCACCAAUUAUCCUCUGAAGCAAAUACUAAGAAGUCCUGAGACAUCCGGGCGAUUAGCAAAAUGGGCGAUAGAGCUAAGCGAAUACGGGGUCGAAUUCAAACCCCGCCCGGCUAUCAAAGCGCAAGUAUUGGCAGAUUUUCUAGUUGAAAUGACCUCCGUAGAAGAAAGUACCUCUCUUCCAACUUGGUCCGUCAGCGUCGAUGGAUCGUCCACUGCCACAGGAGGGGGAGCGGGUAUCGUCCUAACGAACCCUGAUGGAGAUGAGUUCGAAUAUGCUCAACGAUUCGAAUUCACAGCCUCAAACAACGUCGCUGAGUACGAGGCCCUGAUAGCGGGAAUCCGCCUCGCCCUAGCAGCUGGAGCGCGCAAGCUCCUAAUCCAAAGCGACUCUCAACUCGUCGUUAACCAAGUACUCGGAGUUUACGAGGCCAAAGAAGACACCAUGGCGAAAUAUUUAGCUCUCGCACACACUCUCCUAUCCAAAUUCGAGAGCUACGAGAUAAUACAAGUACCCCGUUCCAACAAUAUCCACGCUGACAAGUUAGCUAGACUAGGAAGCUCCAUGGCUAGCAUCGGAAGUCGGAAGGUGACGCUCCUCACAUCACCUCAGCCGGAGAUAACUUCACCCACUGAAGUACAAUACACCGAGGAGGAUGAACCAUGCUGGUUCACUCCAAUCCUGAAGUAUCUCAAAAAAGGAGAACUUCCAACGGAUCCCGCCGAAGCACGAAAGUUAAAAACGAGAGCCGCACGAUUCGUCAUAGUGGGAGAAGAGUUGUACAAACGAGGGUUCUCAUUCCCCUACCUUAAGUGCCUCGACCCAACCACGGCGGAUUAUGUACUUAGAGAAGUACACGAAGGCAUCUGCGGCAAUCACUUGAGCGGGAGAACCUUAGCUCUCAAACUACUGAGGCAGGGCUACUAUUGGCCAACGAUGCAUGAAGAUGCGAAAAGGUUAGUCCGGAGGUGUAAGCCCUGCCAAGAGCAUGCCAAUAUCACUCACAUGCCAGCGGCGUUAAUGCAACCAAUUGACAGCCCCAUCCCUUUCGCCCAAUGGGGGAUGGAUUUGGUUGGACCAUUCCCGCCCGCCACAGGAGGACGCAAAUACCUCAUUGUAGCAGUGGACUACUUCACCAAAUGGGUGGAGGCUGAACCCUUGGCACGCAUCCGAGAAGAAGAAGUCAUCCAAUUUCUAUGGAAGAACAUCGUGUGCCGCUUCGGAAUCCCGCGUUCCAUCAUCUCGGAUAAUGGAACUCAAUUUUGCGGGGACAAGGUAAAAAAUUGGUGCCUCGGCUUGAACAUCAAGCAGUUCUUCACAUCGGUAGCAAAUCCACAAGCUAACGGCCAGACGGAGGUUACAAAUCGCACUAUCCUCCAACACCUUAAGACAAGGCUGGGAAGUGCCAAAGGAAAAUGGGUGGAAGAAUUGCCUAACGCCCUAUGGGCCUAUCGCACAACCACACGCGCAGCAACCGGAGACUAA